UGAACAUGUUAAAUUUGAGGCAUUGUUGAUACACUGGAAUUGGGAUCUUGAGUUCCAAGUUUCACUUACGUCUGAAGCUCCUAACGGAUCUGUCUGGGCUGCAGUUAACAUUUGGGUGUCAACGGCAGGUUGAUGCCAUUGGAGUGUGGGAAUGGAUGGCUCCUGUUAAGGAGAGCAUGGAGAGUGGGGAGGGAGCCCCUGCUUCGCUUCUGGGAAGCCUACCCUCAUCUCUUGGGUGUCACAUACUCUCUCGGAAGCCAGCUCUCCACUGUGGCUUGAAUCCACGGGGUAUUGAUCACUCUGCCCGGGCAGAAGGCAUCAAGCUGCAGAUUGAAGGGGAAGGUGUUGAAUCUCAAUCCAUUAAAAACAAAAAUUUUCAGAAGGUGCUUGACCAAAAAGGAACCCCCAAGCGACUACCAGCAGAAGCUGAGACGGCUAAGUCGGCUACGGUGAAGCUGUCAAAACCAGUGGCUCUGUGGACUCAGCAGGAUGUCUGCAAGUGGUUGAAGAAACAUUGUCCGAAUCAGUAUCAGAUCUACAGUGAGUCAUUCAAACAGCAUGACAUUACUGGGCGAGCCCUGCUGAGACUGACUGACAAAAAGCUCGAGCGAAUGGGGAUUGCCCAGGAGAACCUCCGGCAGCAUAUCUUACAACAGGUGCUCCAGCUGAAGGUGCGCGAAGAAGUCAGAAACCUACAGUUACUCACACAAGCCUCAACCGAGGGUUCUCCAUAAACGUGGUUAGCCUUCCAAGCUGCUGUCCUGCCAGUUGAUAUGAACGUGGCCUGUUCCUCACAGAAAGAUUAACUCAUGGCAAUGCCAGAAGAUCUCCAUGGAGCAUUGACAGAUUAACCGGAUUAACUGAAAAAACACCCAUUCAGUCAAGAUCAUGGGCUUUGGAAAAUCUUAGUUUGCUGUGGAUUUUAAAAUGAGGUGCAUAAUAUACAGUGCCAAGUUGUUCCAAGUGGUCAUUGGCAGACCAUUAGCUGGAAAAUUGCUUCCAGUUUUCAUCACUGUGCAUCACUCAAGCUCCCUUAGGGGAGCUGUCUGUGCCCUUCACUAGAAGUCCUAUUUUAGCAUGGCAACUACUGGAUUAUUUUAUUAUGUGUGCAGAUGGCAUGAUGUGUAAGAAAAAAAAAAAACCACAGCAGUUCUGCAAUCUCAGUGGAAGUGUUCACGAUAUUCUGCCCUGGUAGGAAUGUAAACAUGUCUUGAUUGUGUUAGUUAUGAUGUCCAAAGGUAUUCUGCCCAGCUCUUAAGCACUUUACAUGAAAACACGACACCAAAACCAAUCAGCACGUUAAGUACACGUGGGAAAACAAGUAUUCUCUUUUUUUUUUUUCUUUUAUAAAUCUUGUCCUCUUUCUGGCUCAGACUGUCCAAGACAAACUCCACUCCCAGCAUAUCCCCAGUCAUCUGUGGUAGAUUGGUGUAAACAUGGCCACAAUACUGUUAGACUUAACCUGUUGAUACUUAACCAGCUGGAUCUCUUGCAGUGCCAAAGGGGAGGAGGGGUGGGCUGGUGGUGGAAAUGUCUUAGCUCUUGGUUCCUGGUACCGGGGUACAACUUAGCACAUCCACAUACAGACAAACACAGGAGGCUUCUGGGUGGCCAGUGCACAUAUUCACUCCUUCUAUAGAAGAGUGUUUUCAAAGAACAAAAGGGGUGGCUUUUUAUUCAAAGACGAUGGUGGGCUGAGGAUAAGGGCAGCAGAAUGCGGGUUUCCUGUGUGGUCUGACUUUACAAUUUUAGAAAACUUUCUAGGUCAAGUUGAAAUCACAGCUCUCUGAAGAGGAGAAAGAGCAAGGGUUCCCCUGCAUGCCUGACGAAGGAAAAGGGCCCAACCCACACUAGGUUCCUACCUCAGUAGAGAACCUACUAGUCCCCUUUAAUCCUUUCUGGGAUUAUAUCCACAAUUAAUUUUGUUUUUGUUUUUUUUUUUUACUAUGUCUUACAGCAAAGCACAGUCCUGGGAAACUGGUCAACCAGUUAUUGCUUGUCUUUGGGCAUUAGAGAGAUGUCCAUAUUGACUGACCCUACAUAAUGCUUUAGCUUUUUUCCCCCCUGGACAUAUAAACUUGGCUAAAUCAAAAAUUCAGCAAAUGUGUUCUGUGUAUCCACAAUCCCAAUGUGGGAUUGACAGGUAUCAGAGGCUUUUCUUUACAUAUGCAUAGCAAUCCUGGAACCCUGCCAGCACAAGGAAGUUUGACAUUUUAGUGGGGGGUCUCCAUACACGCACUCAUGGUCUGCUCUCCCCUGCCAGAGCAGGGGAGGGGGUCUCAGGAAAUGCACAGCACAUCGGAAAAUGCCCUCACCUGAGAUUUGGAAAGCUGACAGGGGAAGGGAAAGAGAUCGAAAUGUGAUGCGGGUGUCACAUCGUAGCCUGACUCACCACAAACCUGUCAGGCUGUGUUGCCAAAGAAGGGGGCUUCCAAGAGGGAACUCAGGAGUUUCAGUCACCACCAAGAUCUGGCCUUUGGACUGGUCAGCACCAGGACCAUCAGGCUCUCACAGACCAUAAUUCUUUACAAAUCCAGAAUUAGGCAGCCAAACCCUGGCCACCAGUGCCCCUGGAGAUAACACUCCAGUCUCUCCUGCCCACCUCCUGAGUUUUAAUCCCGACAGCGAGGCUUCCUUCCUCUUUCAUUCUUUAUUUUUAUUUAGCAAGGAUUUGUUGAGCACCUACUAUGUGCCAAGAAUUGUGUUGGGGUAACAACAGAGUACGAGGCCAACUCUCCAUGCCCUUCUGGAAAAAUAUUGCCUCCUCUCAAACACUCCCCCCAUCCCAGCUUUUUCACAAUGAAAACAGAAUUCAGACAGCAUUCACCCCCAGCCAGAGUAACCUCGCAAAAUGCACAUGGAAGCAGGCAGUUCCCUUGCCUGAGGAAGGAGACAGUGGAGGAAGAUGUAGUAGCAUCAGGCCACAUUUUUGCAUCCUUGUGUACAGCCAACCCUUCCUGGGCCCAGACUUAGCUGGUAAGAGCCUCCCAAAACAGCUUUCAGUUGCUUUCCUGGAUAUUCACCCUGGUCAUCUGGUCGCCCUCUUUUACACAGGCACAACCGCUCGUCAUUAUGCUAGAUUCUGUGAAGCUCCAGUUCUCAGCGAAGUCCUGGGGACCCAGAAUAGGGCCUCUGGAGUCCGAAAGAACUAGUGUCAGGUGCUGAAAUACUGUAGCUGGGAAUUAAUUGGUUUGUGAAUUCAGGGUCAUUCUGAGACUAUGGCUAACAACCUUGGAAGACUGGACAUGCCUUAUGGUACGGAUGGUCAUGAAAUGAUGGUAGUUUAUCCUUCCUUCCUUCGGCUUUUGCAAAAUAUGUUCUGAACAAUUAAAUAAGUAGAGUUUCCUAGCAUUUUUUUUAAGUCAAAAGUGUGCUGACAGAUUAUUAAAAGGUGAUGGGUAAGGGUGGAGAUGGGAAAAGGCAAACUUGAAGACCAUGAAAGAGCCCCGUUGAAGAUGGCAUCUCCAUAAAUGCCUUAAUUCCUGGCACACCAGGUAUUUGUGUAUGAGCUGCGACUGUUUUCCAAACUGUCCACCUUGUUUUGAAAUCAUUUGGGGUUAUGGUUUUGGAAACAUGGUGGCAUAAAAAUCUGAGCAGUCACUUCCUAACCCAGCAAAAUGGAGAAAUGACUUCCUUCACAGCCUCUGGGCUCUUCAUUCCUGUUGAUCCACAAUUUCCCCAUCAUGACUGCCUGCUGUGCUGUACCUUCUUCCCAGGAUGUAUGGAGGAAAUUUUACCUCCCAGAAGUUCAGGAAUGGCUGUGGGGAGUUUUGUUUAAGGAGGCAGCAGGAGACCAGGAGGUAAGGGAUAAAUAUUUUGAUGUCUAAGGGCUAUAAACUGUUGAUGCUUAACUUUUCCUUUUACGUAAACCUUUGCUACACCUUUUAUUGAAAGGCUGACACCCACACUUGUGCAGGAAAGACACUCUUGGGAAUGAACAGAAAUGAAUACUUAUCAGACUCUCUGGGGUGCCAAGGGGAUUAGCUUGUUCCAGCUUCAGAAUUGAAUUUAAAAUGCAGAGCAUUGGUGGUUCUGCUAGGGUGAAAAGCAAAUCACUUCAGUAGUUCGAGACAUACCUAGGGGAUAGAGAUCCUAUAAACUUUCUUAUGGGUAAUGGCAUCCCUUCAGAGCCCUGCUCGGGCUCUAUGAGCUGUGUGACUGCACAUUUGACUUCUACCUCCAGAAUAGGGGAAGCAACCCCGAGUUCUCUCCAAAGUCACUUCUCAGUCGCUCAGAGGUUACCAGUCCUUAUUCUGAGGGAAUUCUGCCAUUGUUUAACACUCAAGGAGAAAAGGAAUAUCAACCGUACUGAAGAAUAUAAACUAAGGAUAGAAUCCUCUAAUGGAUUUACCCCAGUGUUACUUGCGAAGGCUUUCUUUGUCUGCAAAUGUCAACUGAUUGAUUUUGGAUAGGAACAGUAAAAGUCUCUCAGAAGAAAAGUUUUCAAGACCCCCUUAGCACUUUAGAUUUACCCAAACCUCCUCUUCCCUGUGCCAUUAGUAGCUUCGUUCUUUGUGAUGUUUUCCUCUACAUUCUUUAGAGUAAUUUUGUUCCUUGACAACUAGACUUAAGAUUGCGGUAGACUCUUUUUAAAAAUCUAACCUUUGAAAAUGACAUAAAUUCUUUUAUGCCUUAAAGGCUGUUUUAUUCACCUCUCCCACAACCCCCUCCACCCCACUGUUUGGCUUUGUUGGGUUUUUUUUUCUUUUAAUCUCUUCUUUUAACAUAAUUCCUUGGGUAGAUUUUGAGUAUUCUAUAAAGAACUCAAACAGAAAAACUUAGCCAUCCCCUUUUCCCCCCAUAUUGACUAAUAAUUCCUUCUUCUGCUUGAUCUUGGUGAGGGCUUGCUGCCCAAACCAGCAGUGGGAUGUGGAUGCCUAUCUCUAGGGAGUGACCAGUCAAAGCUGCUAAUCAAAACAGAACCCAUGAGAUUAUGAGGGAAGACAGAGCAGGGGCUGCUUCUGCUCACGGCGCAGUGGAGGCUGUUUCCAAAACAAGAAGGUCCUGCACCUUUGUUUCUUUAGAUCUGCAUCUCAGCCUGUAGCCAGAGAACUGUCUUGUGAAUUCUGCUUUAUCAAUGUGCAUGAUUCCCAGCACCACUGCCCAGCUUCGAGUCAAACAGAACCCCAUUUCCAUUAUUUUGCUCUGGUGACUUACUCUGUGGGGAAACAGGGACAUUCUUUUGACCGUGAAUCAGCUGUGGGAAGCUUGAGGAACGGAGGUUCUGCCACACCUUAAUAAAAAGAACAAAACAGAUCCUUCCCUGGAGAUUCUCGUGUGGGAAGGUGGCUAGGGGGGCAGUAUCAAUGCUGGUUUUCUUCUGGCCAUCAUCUUGGCCCUGCAGGGAAAAUUCUGGGUGGGUGCGUGGGGUGCAGAACACCAUUGCUAAGAUCAAAAAAUUUGAAGAUGAAGUUCACCCAUAAGGGAAAUGUAAAGGGGAAGUGCCAGUGAGUAUGGGACCAGUUUUAGACUCCUGCCCAACGGCACAAAGACUGACAAAUGACUUCCCCAGAACAGCAGAAAAUGGGUGUAAAGGCUUUGUAAAAUUGGAGUUUUGAGCACCAUGUAAGGCGAUUUUACAAUCUCGAAGAGCCCCAAGCAUUCUUACUUCAGAGCCUCCCUUCUCCAAUUACAUCAAGCACUAAAAGGCACCAACAACAUACACCUAAUAAAAUUUCAAAGUAACCCUAUGACUUGCACCGAAUGGCAGUGGACUGGUUGACGUAAUGUUAAGUGUUGUAGAUACAUUCUUUGUGAUUAUACAAUAUUCUUUUCAUAUUUCAGAGCCAAUGGUUCAGGGAUUUCAUUUCUUUAAUGGCUUGUUUUGUUGUUGUUGUUGUUCCAAACCUCCCACAUUUCCAGGAGCCUUAGAAAGGCUCUUACACCCAGGCCUUUUUGCCUCCAGUGCAGAGUGAUAGAAACAGCCAUAAUGAUGUGAAUGCAACGUGAAUCCAGUUGGAGAUGCUAACACCCAAAACAGUGAAGACGCGGAAGACUCUGCUGGUUGCUUUCUGUGUUGCUUUGAACCUUUGAAAUUUCAGUUGUUUGGAUCAAAGGAAAAUGAACAGGGCUGUUCUCCACGUGGCUUUGCCCCGUUAGCACACGCGCACACACACACACACACACACAGUGAUCAAGUGUAUAAUUCUAAGCUGGGUUGAUAUGCAAGAGCUCGCAGAUCUGUUUUGUGUGAUUAUAUUUAAAUACCAUUCUCCCCAAAUUCUAUAAAAACAUAUUCAAGAGCUUUACUCUGUAAAAAAAAAAGAAAAAAAUUCUAAAACAAGAGAUUCUUUUUAGGUCAUUAUUUCUCCUGCGGUGGGGAAACUGAUUUUGUGACAUAACUUUGAAGAAAUACUUGCUUGCCAUUAAAUGCGAGCGUCUGGUGUUUGCUCUGUUCCACAAACUGCUGAUGGCCUUCUCCCAUUCCACAGAGGCACAUGGCCUGGCCUCCCCCUAAAAUAGCACAAUGAUCAUGAGGACAACUUUCGAAACUCUGGGCAGCCUCCCUAUUCAUGCAUAAUUCAAGCAUAUGAUUUGGAUUGAGCCCUGCCGUGGUCUUUGAGUAUGUGACCCCUAAAUCAAUUCGAAUUCCAUAUAUAUAUAUAGAUAUAAUCUCCAGUGUUUAUUAUUGACCACCGUCAACUGCAUUUAGUGCGUUUGCAUUGGGAGCUGCCCACUGACACGGUGGCAGCUUUGAACGGUUCCCAUACCUAUUUCCCAUACGGGACCGAGAACGUUCUCCCACACACCAGCUGCAGAAGUUUGGAAGUGUGUGACCAAGUUCUUUUUCACAUCAACAGGCCCCUGUUUAUAGGAGGUAAACUUAAAGAGAAUUGGGUCUUGGGUCGGGUUGGGAGGUGGGGAGGUCCUGGGGGGGGCACAUAGUGGUGUUUGAACACUGGAAUCUUUGUCUUGUCCAUUGUAAUGCAACUCUUACCUCCAGUCACCAGAAAGAGAAGCGUUAGCCUCGUCAGUGAGUGUUUGGUCCCUCAGGGGGUCAUUGGGGUUCCACUUGCUUAAACUCACAUGUAGGAAAUUUGAAGGCUCUCUGGGGCUCGGAAUGGUUUGUCCACCAUGACCUUUCCUCCGCCAAUAGAAAAAUGCUAUCCCUACCAGGCCAUGUUUGAGGAGACUGUGGCUUGGCUGGUCAAGUUCACAUUGCAUUGAGCUGAAUCAUGUUAGGCUCUGGACUUUGCACUGUAAGUCUCAGUCAUGAUUGGCACAGAAGCAACUACUCUGCUGAAAAGCCAAGCCAGCACAAAUGUUUUGAAACUAAUUCCACUAAAAUUGGUGCCAUUAAACCAUAUUACUGUAGUUCCAAUUAAUCCAACUCUUUAAUAUCAUUAGCCACUAAAUUAAAUAGCUGUACCCAAAACUUUAGAAAAGAUCAAUAUUGUAACAAAAUUACAUAUUAGCACUAAAAUGUACCUGAGAAAAGAAAAUAUUGAUCUGUUGUGGUUUUUACUUGAGUUAUUCUUAGGCCUUUGUGGAUCUGGCACUGCUCUGAGAAAGGGGAAGAAGGGGUUUUAAAUUCAGGAAUACUUGGAUUCAAUAGAAAUUGCCCCUCUCUCCGGCCUUCUGCUUCUCUGUCCCACCCAGCAAAUCCCUGGUUUGCAGGCUAAAAUGAGCUAAGGGGAGGUGUCCCGAACCACUAAUCUAAAGCACAAUGACCUGGGCUUUCAUUGUGAGCCCUUUCUCUUUUUGUUUUCUCCUUGUACCUGGUAUUCCUGAGAGUCCAUCCUGGGAUUAGAAAAGAAAAGAAAGAAUGAUAAGAAAGUAACAAUCAGCAUCUUGCAUACACACACAAGCUUUUUCUAAUACAGGGGACUAGUCUGAGGGCCCAUGGCCUAAGCGCCCAUGUAUCUCCACUUCUCUGCCUCCAAAAGGUUUACCUUUGACCUAGCCAGGGGAGAGAGCCUCAGGUUUGGCUUAGUGCAGGGGAAAAUCACCAAUCUCAGGGUUGGGGAAGACCAGUGAAAGCGUGAAGUUGACAAACUGAAGGUCACGGGAAGCAGCCACAACCAACUUCGUUGAUGAGCUCCUGAAUUUUAGUAUUUGUCCUAGGCAAGAAAGAGGGGAAAAAAUCACACGAUGUGAACUGAAUGGAAGACCAGUGCUCUGUUACCCUGAUUCCGGUUCACAGUUUUACAAACACUAACAAACGUGGCUAUAAAAGCACAUUUCAUAAUACAAAAGCCCACAUACAGGGUAGUUUUUAUAGCUUCCUUAACUGAGUAGUUAAACCAGCAGUCUGAAUUCUCUUAGUCCCCUAAGAGUGGUUAAUUAAAUAGUAUUUUCCUUAUCCAUUGCCCACAUCUGGGUUUUUUUUUCCUCUACGCACCCUAGAUAAACUCCCAGGACUAGGCUUAGGAGGAUUCAAGUAAGUUAUGCGGUAAAAUUAGAGUGCCUUUUCUGUUGGAUGUUCACGUCGGUUCCCUGGGUUCCCAGGGCAUACAAUGUUUAGAAACUUUUUUCUCUAAACAUAAGAAUUAUUGUGCACCACAAUCUUGAACCAACGAUUUCCUAUCUUAAGCAGCUAUCAACUUGCCAAUUCCCUCCGGGUCUCCUUUAUAUUUUCUUAUGAUGUUUCUUUCUGUUUUGGGUUGUCGUCAAAAAGAGUUGGGGGCAUGCUUCUUUUUAAAUUGAUAGAAAUGAAACUGUACAGAAUUUUGCCCCCUUGUAUCUGUGAGCAUGAUCUCUUUCGGGCUUGAAAAUCUGCUUUAUCAUUUUGUAUAUUUGACUAUUUUGUAUUCAGCAUUACUUGAUUCCUUAUGUGCAUGGCAAUGUAUUAAAAUGUGGGA
Ailuropoda melanoleuca (giant panda) is the source of this 8801-nucleotide messenger RNA. RefSeq names its product sterile alpha motif domain containing 12 (gene SAMD12). The record is from RefSeq and is a predicted model, not a curated record. The transcript has 5 exons. Bases 156 to 734 code for a protein of 192 amino acids. Gene Ontology annotation, molecular function: protein binding. Lineage: Eukaryota; Metazoa; Chordata; Mammalia; Carnivora; Ursidae. Gene Ontology annotation, biological process: cell surface receptor protein tyrosine kinase signaling pathway. Gene Ontology annotation, cellular component: cytoplasmic side of plasma membrane.